AUGUCAUCCGGAGAUCCAUUUUCGUUUUCACAACCAUCUGGGGGUACGUCGAAAAAAGUGGAGCUGAACAAUGAGCAAAUUCAUGCGCUUUUGAACAAACUAUCAAGUGAUGAGCAGAAAGAAUUGACCGAAAUGAUGCGAAAUUGCACUACCGAGGUAACCAUGACACGAGGAUUACCAAUCACUGGAGCCAUUCUCGGAAGUCUGUAUGUAGCAAGGCAACGGCUUCCAAUGCAAUAUCAUUUUGGACCCAAAGGAUGGCCAUUUUAUGCAAUUAUGGGAGUUGCCUCUCUAACUGCUUCCAAUCUCUUGUUCAUGGGAACUUGCCGAGAUAGAAUCAAACCAAGAAUAGAUCAAUUGUGGAAGAAAUAUGAUCUUUCUAGCUCUUCCACGAACUAUGAAGAAAUUCGUCGUCAAAAUCGAGUGCAUUCUGAAACUCCAGCCCGCAGAGAUCCACGUCAACCUGAAUCAGUUACGACUACUCAAGGAAUAGAGAAACCUAACCCUUACGAUUACACCUACACAAUUCCUUCUACUGAAGAGAAUACUUCUUCAUAUGGCGACUCGUUCACUUCUUAUAAGCCUCUAGUCGGAGAAACUUCUGAAUUCCAACAGUCUCCCCGUGUCCGCCAGGUUUCACCUCCAAUAUCCUCGUCUUUUACUGAUUCUGAAUCGAGUUUUAUGUCCGGAACACCUUCAGGACCGUCUUCCUCUUCUUCCGAUAAGAGCCAAGGAUAUUCAUUCUCGUAA
Caenorhabditis briggsae is the source of this 750-nucleotide messenger RNA. The record is from RefSeq and is a predicted model, not a curated record. NCBI's taxonomy places the organism in Eukaryota, Metazoa, Nematoda, Chromadorea, Rhabditida, Rhabditidae. The transcript has 5 exons. Bases 1 to 750 code for a protein of 249 amino acids.